This is a messenger RNA of Diatraea saccharalis (sugarcane borer), 953 nucleotides long. Lineage: Eukaryota; Metazoa; Arthropoda; Insecta; Lepidoptera; Crambidae. The record is from the annotation of a GenBank genome assembly.
UGAUAGGUGAUUGUACCUUUUGCAAUCAAAGUUUCAAGGUUUACAAGUUAUUCAAGUUAGUAAAGAUUGGUGAAAUGUUAUAGUUAGCGCUUAUAAUAUUGCACAGUCGCACGUCCUUAAGACCACGUGGUAAUCUGAUCGUAAAUCAAUCGUGUCCGAUAAGUUAUCAAUAGGCAAAGUGCAUUUCUUUAGACUACAUUUGCUUUUGGAAGUUCUUGUAGCAUGUCUUCUUUAAUUGAAGAUAUUUGCGAACUUUUGGAUAGCUAUAAUGGCAGAGAUAAGGUGGUCCGAUUAACGUGUUACGCUUUUAAGCUUUAUGGUUGCAUAAUAAACGACAAAGCAUGGCAGUCAGCUGGAUCACGUCUGUCUGGUGCUCGGCUGAUGCUCAGAUUGUUUGAUGACAUUCCUAUGUUAAGACACACAUACAGUUAUGGCUUAGGAGGACAUGAAACUUCAAAAUUUGCUGCAGCUCUAGGGGUAAUCGCUAAUAUAGUGGACCAAACCUUCCUACCUGUUGAGAAAGCAUGCUGGCUUCAUGAAGUUGGCAUCAUUAAAUUACACCCAGACACCGCAUACAAACUGGACACCCUCAGUACAUCACUUUGGGCGAUUAGUCUCUACAUAGCAUUACUACAGACAAUCAGAUCUAUCAGACAACUGUGGUGGAGCAGAGAUUGCCUUAGUGCAUCGGAAGGCUCGGUGGAAGCGCGACGGGGCUUAGACACAAGAUUAGCAUUACAGACCGUAACGGCGGUUAAAAUGUGCCUCGACAUUGCCCACGCUGUCUCCUGCCUGCCACAGGGUUACUUAUGGGGCGAGAAAAUUGGCGCUACCAAAGUGGCUGCCAUAGCAACCACUUCCUCUGUUAUGGGAAUAGCCCUCUACUUUGCUAGAAAGCGUUUGUUGAAAUAAUUGACGUGAUGGUCGAUGAUGGUGAUUCAACAAAAACUUUA